Molecule: messenger RNA, 648 nt
Organism: Coffea arabica (coffee)
Lineage: Eukaryota; Viridiplantae; Streptophyta; Magnoliopsida; Gentianales; Rubiaceae
Source: RefSeq, a predicted model, not a curated record
AUGGCGGCUGAGGAGGAUGAAGGGCCGCGCCGAAUCGAACCCACCAAAUUUGAUCUAAUUAUGGUGGGCAUCGGACUCCCCGAGUCCAUCAUCGCCGCCGCCGCAGCAUCAGCCGGAAAGACCGUGCUUCAAAUCAACCCUGACGCUUACUACCAUAGCCCCUUCGCUUCCCUUUCACCCAAAGACCUCAUCUCUUUCCUCCACCUCCAUUCUGCUACUACUUCUGAUCAUGAUUAUACUGAUUUUCCUGGGCCUAGAGUUCUGUUCUGCGCGGAUCCCAUGGUGGUUUUGAUUGUGGAUGUGGAUGUUCAGAACUGCAUGAGUUUCAUGAGCGUGGACACCAGCUAUUGUAUUUAUGAUGAAUGCCAAGAAGGCAAAGGUGGCGGGUUUUUGUGGAAUAGUGUGCCGGAUUCACGUAACGCCAUAUUCAGAGGUGGAACCUUGAGCUUGAAGAAGAAGAAUCAGUUGAUGAGGUUCUUCAAGCUGCUUCAGGCCCAUUAUCAUUCCAAUUCUAAAUCUAGUACUAAGACUAGUAACGAGGAGGAGGACGAAAAUAAUAGUAUCAAAAUCACCCCAGAGCAUUUAGAGACUCCAUUUGUGGAGUUUUUGACUCGGAAAAUUCGCUUGUCUCCCAAACUAACAUCGUAA